Cuscuta campestris is the source of this 1218-nucleotide messenger RNA. NCBI's taxonomy places the organism in Eukaryota, Viridiplantae, Streptophyta, Magnoliopsida, Solanales, Convolvulaceae. The record is from the annotation of a GenBank genome assembly.
CCGGAGCCGGAGCACGUGAGCGUGCACACGGUGAACACCGAGGGUUCGAGUUUCACACCUCCGGGUGACGGGGGGCAAGAGCAGAAUCAACCUGAGCCAGCGGGACAGCCACCGGCUGUACCACCGCCAGUCGUACCACCUCCAGUGAUGCCACCGUUGGCGAUACCGCCGGUGGCCUACGAGCAGAUGUUCCCGGCCAUGAUGGCCCAUUAUAUGCAGCACAUGGCGCAGCUUAUGCCCAUGUUCCAGCCACCGCCACCACCACAGCCGCAGCCGCGUAUCGUUACCUUCAAGAUGUUGAAGGAUAAUGGAGCGGAAGAGUUUCGAGGAGACAAGAAGGGGGAGCCCCAGAUUGCAUUGGAUUGGCUUGAGCAGAUGGACCGGGUACUCAAGAACUUGAGAGUCCCAGAUGCUGAUCGCUCGGAGUUGGCGUCACAGAUGUUCUGGAAGGGAGCAUAUGAUUGGUGGAAGCGCAUUGACCAGGAUCCACACACGCCCAAGCCGUGGACCUGGGAUCGCUUUGAUCGAGCCUUCACGAAGGAGUACGUCCCCACCCGGUACCGCGAGGAGAGGCGCGAUGAAUUCGUUGCGCUUAAGCAGGAGGGGAUGUCACUGCCUGAACUAAGACAGAAGUUCGACUACCUGUCCCAGUAUGCGACGAGUCUGGUCUCCACUCCGGAGGAUCGUUUGAAUGAGUUCGUCAAGAAGCUACGGCCGGACUUGAGGCCGUACGCCGCACUGAUCACGACGACAGAUUUUAAUGCGGCGUACGAUUUGAUUGUGAAGACGGAAAAGAGCUUGGACGAUUUGCAGGCAACCAAGAAAGAGGAUCGAGCGACGAAAGGCCCGCGACCCGCGGCCAACACCGGGCCGAGCGGGAAGAGUUUUGGAUUCGGGGGAAAGAGAAAAUUGUUAGCCAAGUUACAGCUUCAGUCUCCGUUAGAGCAGGAGAUCCGUACAGCACAGAGAGAUGAUGAGUUUUGUCAGAAGACUCGAGAGUUAGUUCUUACAGGAAAGAAGCCCGAGUUUGCAAUUCGCGAUGACGGAGUCUUGUACUAUCGUGAACGCCUAGUGGUGCCCCGCGGUGAAGUGAGGGAUCGCUUGUUACGCGAGGCUCACGGAACCGUUUACACUAUGCACCCGGGUAGUAACAAGAUGUAUCAGGAUUUGAAGAAAUCCUAUUGGUGGCCAGCUAUGAAAAAGGAAAUCUCCGAGUUC